GGAGGGGACCAACCAAGGAUGCUGAUUUACAGGAGCCACUGAAGGCUCCCUUUGCUUCUGAGGGCUGCAGGGGGAAUAUGCCACAGGGGUUGGAUUUGUAAGGAGCCUGGCCUGAACUGCAGAGUUUGCAGGUUAUUAGUGCUGCACCAAACUCUGGGCUUGGGCAGCCCUCUAGCUGAGGCUAUUGGCCAUGGACAGUAACGCAGCUGAGUAUCAUACCAGCGUCACAAAGAACCCCCCUGGGUGGGAAACCGGGAUCUAUGUGACCGGUGCACUUGCUCUGCUGGGAAUAGCUGCAGUGAACCUAUGGAAGCUCUGGAAAUCUGGGAGCUAUCCCAUGCCAUCUCCAUUCCCCAACUACGACUACAGAUACCUGGAGCAAAAGUACGGAACAACAUAUUCCGAGAUAAAACACAAGAGAGGUGUAACCUCGAACAUUCGAAAGGCAGUGGAAAGGACAUCCCCAGUCCGCAAACCCAGCCUGAAGAUGGAUGACACCUUUGAGAAUAUCAAUGAGCUGGGGACCUUGGAACUGAUGAACAAAGAUCUGGAGCUGGCUCCAUAUGGACCCCUGAAGAAGUCGGUGUCCACUGACUCGCUUAGCUCCAUCUCCUCCAUAGGGAAUAAUUUUGGCCAAGAUUUCACUGUGGGCCAGGUGGAAGUCAACAUGGAGUAUGACGUGCACUCCAACACCCUGCAUGUCACGCUGCUGCAAGGCAAAGACCUCAUGGAGAAGGAGGAUGUCAACUUUGAGUCUUGCUUUGUGCGUAUCAGCUUGGUUCCAGAUGAGCAAAUCGUUGGCAUCUCCAGGAUUCAGAGGAGUGCCUAUUCUGUCUUCUUUGAUGAGAAGUUCUCGAUUCCCUUGGACCCAUCUGCACUGGAGGAAAACAGCUUGAGGUUUUCUGUCUUUGGCAUUGAUGAGGAUGAGAGGAACAUCAGCACUGGGGUAGCAGAGCUAAAGCUGUCAGACCUGGACCUGGCCAUCCGGCCAUUCAAUGCCUGGCUGUACCUGCAGGACAUGAACAAGACAGUGGACUCAGUGGGAGAAAUCCUGCUCUCUCUGAGUUACCUGCCCACAGCGGAGCGGCUGACUGUGGUUGUGGUCAAAGCCAAAAAUCUCGUGUGGACUAAUGGCAAAGUGACUGCAGAUCCUUUUGUCAAAGUGUACUUGCUUCAGGAUGGGAGGAAGAUCAGCAAGAAGAAGACGGCAGCAAAGAGAGAUGACACAAACCCGGUGUUCAAUGAGGCCAUGAUUUUCUCAGUGCCAGCCAUUGUCCUGCAGGACCUGUCUCUCCGGGUGACAGUGGCAGAGUGUUGUGAAGAUGGGAGAGCUGAAAAUGUUGGCCAUGUCAUCAUUGGCCCAUCAGCCAGCGGCAUGGGUAUCACGCACUGGAAUCAAAUGUUGGCCACCUUAAGGAAACCAGUGUCCAUGUGGCAUCCAGUACGACGAAACUAAGGACGCGUUGACCCUCUUGCAAGUAUUUUGCAUGGUGCCUAAACUCUCUUCCUGUAAAUAAAUAUUGUUGGUGAAUGGACUGUGAAAAUCAAGACAGAAAUUAUUUUUCCAAAUGUUACUCUUCACGAGUUCC
Alligator sinensis (Chinese alligator) is the source of this 1589-nucleotide messenger RNA. It is a transcript of the gene SYT12, whose product is annotated as synaptotagmin 12. The coding region runs from base 191 to 1456 and encodes 421 amino acids. Gene Ontology annotation, biological process: regulation of dopamine secretion; cellular response to calcium ion; calcium-ion regulated exocytosis. The record is from RefSeq and is a predicted model, not a curated record. The transcript has 8 exons. Lineage: Eukaryota; Metazoa; Chordata; Crocodylia; Alligatoridae. Gene Ontology annotation, molecular function: phosphatidylserine binding; SNARE binding; clathrin binding.